AUGAAAAAACAACAGCAACCGUUGUCGAAAAAAACGAUCAACAAGUCUACUCCUAUAUCUUAUUCACGUUCAACUCUAAUACUGAAUCGUCUUAGAGCUAUACCGAAUGGUCGUAAUGCUAUUGCUUCGUCAUCGUACUUCACAUCAUUAUCUCAAUCUGCUCUCACUGCUACCAACUCGAAGAACAAACAAACAGUUGAUGUUAGAAAACAUGGACAAUCAUCAGAAAAUAAAGAGAAUGAUGAUAGUACACCACCUAUCUUGCAUUUGUAAAUAUUUUGCUUCUCUUUUGAAUGAAGUACAUUAGUGUUUAUGGUCUUUUUUUUAUUUGCAGUCCUACUACACUCUAAAAAAAAUUCGGUAUUUGUCCCUAUCGGAAACUCUUUUAGGGUUUCCGAAGGCUCGAAAACGCUCAAGAAAAGUUUCCGAAUGACUCGGAAACCCUAAAAGAGUUUCCGAUA
Messenger RNA from Rotaria sp. Silwood2, 461 nucleotides. The record is from the annotation of a GenBank genome assembly. NCBI's taxonomy places the organism in Eukaryota, Metazoa, Rotifera, Eurotatoria, Philodinida, Philodinidae.